UGCUAUGUCAAGUUUCAUCUCGAGUAAAAAGUAAAAGUUUAACCACCCUCUUUUGCCCUUCCCUGGGCUUGGGAUCUUCUUUACCGAUCCAGAGCAAAAGAAAGAGUCUUCAUCCUUGGGGGGAGGGGCAAAGGCCUUGUCCGAAGAAGGGCUCCUUGGCGCCCAGUUGUUUAAGCCGCGUGCGCUGGGUCCCACUGGGUCGGCACACAGGGCGGGUCCUGAGGUCGGUGGGCACAGCCGGGGUCCUUGGGGGAGGGAGAGCGCACACCGUCUUAGGAGAUACACCCGGCCGAUGGUUUAAAAAAACCUACAAAAGUUGGCGAUGAACUCAAGAGUAGGAGGGGGUGCCAUUCCCAGCACCGUGGAGUCUCCGAAGAAAAGGGCCCACGUCAGUCAAGAGGCUCGCGCUAACUCGUGCGGGUGACUGCCACAUCCCCGGCGCAGGAAAAUGCAUUCUUUUGUUGUUGGCGGAGACGGUCCCCUUCCGCAGCUCCCGGGCCAAGGCUAGCUAACGACCAGGAGAAACAGAGUGGAAAAUGCAAAACAACGAAAUUAUUAAACCGGCCAAAUACUUCUCCGAGCUGGAGAAGAGCAUCUUGCUUGCUUUAGUGGAGAAGUACAAGUAUGUGCUGGAGUGUAAGAAAAGCGAUGCGCGGACUAUCGCCCUCAAGCAGCGCACCUGGCAGGCGCUGGCGCACGAGUACAACUCCCAGCCCAGCGUGUCGCUGCGGGAUUUCAAACAGCUCAAGAAGUGCUGGGAGAACAUCAAGGCUCGGACCAAAAAAAUUAUGGCCCACGAGAGAAGGGAGAAAGUGAAGCGCAGCGGGAGCCCCCUGCUGAGUAACCACGUCCUGGGCAAGGAGAAGAUCAGCAGCAUGCUCCCGGAGCAGCUCUACUUCCUGCAGAGCCCGCCUGAGGAGGAGCCCGAAUACCACCAGGACGCAGCCUCUCAAGAAUCCUUUGCUGCUUCCAAUAGAGAACUGUGCGACGAAGAGAAAGAGUUCGUCCAUUUCCCAGUGUGUGAGGGGACCUCGCAGCCGGAACCUUCGUGCUCAGCCGUCAGAAUCACAGCCAAUAAGAACUACAGGAGCAAAACCACUCAGGAAGGCGCCUUGAAGAAGAUGCACGAGGAGGAGCACCACCAGCAAAUGUCCAUCCUCCAGCUGCAGCUGAUCCAGAUGAACGAGGUGCACGUGGCCAAAAUCCAGCAGAUAGAGCGUGAGUGCGAGAUGGCGGAGGAGGAGCACAGGAUCAAGAUGGAAGUCCUCAACAAGAAGAAGAUGUACUGGGAAAGGAAACUACAAACUUUUACCAAGGAGUGGCCCGUUUCCUCGUUUAACCGGCCCUUUCCCAAUUCACCCUAAGACUGGGGGAUGGCUCCCUUGUAGUUAACGUGUGUUGGCAAGGCAAGUUUGGGAUGGGACUUUGGCGGUCGGUAGCCUGUAACGGAGCUAUGCCUAGGAGAAUUAGAGUGAUAGUAGUCAGUUAUUUAAGAAACCAUUCAGGUAAACAGCUGCGUCCCAGGUACCCCUCACGUGGCCAAGAAGCUGGUCCAGUCUCUGAAGAUCACCACUAUGCGUGCUAGAACUCACUGAACGUCAUGUUUCUUAAUUAGAAUUCGUAGAAGAACCAUGUGUGAGUGCCGUAUUUUCUUUUCUUUUCUUUUUUCUUUUCUUUUUUUUUUUUUAACGAAACGCAAGUGUGAUGAAAAAGGAGUUUGGCUGGUGAUUUUUACUUUAUUUUUUAGUUUGUUUGUUUUUUCAGCUGACAGUGGAGCUUUUGCGCCCAGAUUGCUGGGCAGCCUCCCCCCCCCCACACACACUGUUGAGGCUGCCCUGCGCCCGGCUGUUUCUCCACCUUUUGGGUGUCACUCUGCAAGUGAGGAUGUCCGGGAAGCCCAGCCUUUGGAAGGGCAUUUCCGAACAGGGCUCACAACUGCCUUUUAAGGCUUUUCCCAAAGAGGCUUUCCAAGGAGUGUCUCCCACAGUGGUGGUUUUAGUAGAAGUAGGGAUAGAACAACGUUGAGGGAUUAAUGUUCAGUUAGGUUCCUACAUUCUGUUUGUUUUAUUAAAAACGUCUUAAAAUGUUACAGUA
Messenger RNA from Alexandromys fortis (reed vole), 2094 nucleotides. It is a transcript of the gene Msantd3, whose product is annotated as Myb/SANT DNA binding domain containing 3. The coding region runs from base 537 to 1364 and encodes 275 amino acids. The transcript has 3 exons. The record is from RefSeq and is a predicted model, not a curated record. Lineage: Eukaryota; Metazoa; Chordata; Mammalia; Rodentia; Cricetidae.